AUGGCGGCGGGCGCGGGAAGCGGCGGGGGCGGCGGUGGCACGGCGGGGGCCUCCUCCGCGGCCUUCCUCUGGAGCGAAGUGAGCCGCUGCGGCCAGAACGGCGACUUCGGCCGCGCCCUCAAGUCGGUCAACAAGAUAUUGCAAGUCAACAAGGAUGACGUGACUGCUCUACACUGCAAAGUGGUGUGUCUUAUUCAAAAUGGAAGUUUCAAGGAAGCCCUCAGCGUGAUUCACACCCACACCAAAGUACUGACCAGUGACCUGAUAGCCUUUGAGAAGGCUUAUUGUGAAUACAGGCUGAACAGGAUUGACAACGCGCUGAAGACCAUCCAAGGAGCCAGCCAGCAGACGGACAAACUCAAGGAGCUUUACGGACAAGUGCUGUACAGAUUAGAGCGUUAUGAUGACUGCUUAGCCGUGUAUCGAGACCUCAUUCGCAAUUCCCAAGAUGAUUAUGAAGAGGAGCGGAAAACAAACCUUUCGGCAGUGGUUGCUGCGCAAAGCGCCUGGGAGAAAGUAGAGCCAGAAGAUCUGGGCCUCCAAGAAGCGACCUAUGAGCUGUGCUAUAACGCGGCGUGUGCAUUGAUUGGCCAAGGCAGGCUGAAUGAUGCAAUGAAAAGCCUUCAGAAAGCAGAAGAUCUGUGCCGUCAGUCCCUUGCAGAAGACUCGGAUGUGACCGAAGAAGAUAUUGAGGCUGAGCUGGCUAUUAUUCACGGCCAGAUGGCUUUUAUUUUGCAACUUCAGGGUCACACAGAGGAAGCACUGCAGCUCUACAAUCAGAUAAUCAAACUGAAGCCAACGGAUGUGGGAUUGCUGGCCGUCAUUGCCAAUAACAUCGUCACUCUCAACAAGGACCAAAAUGUCUUUGACUCAAAGAAAAAGGUGAAGCUGACCAACGCAGAAGGCGUUGAGCAUAAACUCUCCAAGAAGCAGCUCCAAGCAAUAGAAUUCAACAAAGCUUUGCUGGCCAUGUACACCAAUCAGGCAGAUCAGUGUCGCAAAUUGUCUUCAAGUUUACAGUCCCAGAGUCCCGAGCACUUCCUUCCAGUCUUAAUCCAGGCAGCUCAGCUGUGUCGAGAGAAGCAGCACGCCAAGGCGAUAGACCUUCUGCAGGAGUUUGCAGACCAGCACCCUGAAAAGGCAGCUGAGAUUAAGCUGACCAUGGCGCAGCUGAAACUGGCUCAAGGCAACAUUACCAAAGCCUGUGUCAUCAUGAGGAGCAUAGAAGAACUGAGGCAAAAGCCAGGCAUGGUUUCGGCCUUAGUAACGAUGUACAGCCACGAAGAAGACAUCGAUAGCGCCAUUGAGGUCCUGACGCAAACCAUUGAGUGGUAUCAAGAAUUCCAGCCAAAGUCUUCAGUUCAUUUGUUGCUCAUCAGGGAAGCAGCUAACUUUAAACUGAAGCAUGGCCGCAAGAAGGAAGCCAUCAGCGACCUAGAGGAGCUGUGGAAGCAAAACCCAGAUGACAUCCACACCUUGGCCCAGCUCAUCUCAGCAUACUCCUUGGUCGACCCCGAAAAAGCUAAAGUCCUUAGCAGGCACUUGCCUUCCUCCGACACAAUGUCUUUGAAAGUAGAUGUGGAUGCACUUGAAAACUCACACGGGGCUACGUACGUUCGGAAGAAGGGAGGGAAACAGACAAACGAGAGUCAGCAGGAAGAGCAAGGCCAAGGGGACAUAAAGAAGAAGAAAAAGAAGAAGAAAGGAAAACUGCCAAAGAACUACGAUCCUAAAGUGGCUCCAGACCCCGAGCGCUGGCUUCCCAUGCGGGAACGCUCCUACUAUCGGGGGAGGAAGAAGGGGAAGAAGAAGGACCAGAUUGGGAAAGGGACGCAAGGAGCCAUGUCUGCAGCGUCCUCCGAACUGGAUGCUAGCAAGACGGCAAGCAGCCCCCCUACAUCCCCGCGGCCUGGCACCGUCACAGCGGCCCCCUCUGCAUCUACAAGCAACAUGGUGCCCCCAAGGCACCAGAAGCCUGUUGGCGCAGCAGGAGCAAAAAAGAAACAGCAGCAGAGGAAGAAGAAAGGCGGGAAAGGAGGCUGGUGAUCGUGGGAAGCCGUCGGUUUCAUUUUCACGCACACGCGCAUACACACACACACACACACCCCCAGUUGUGAAUACCAGGAGCAGAAUAAAGGUCAGACAAAAACAGGGA
Molecule: messenger RNA, 2155 nt
Organism: Eublepharis macularius
Lineage: Eukaryota; Metazoa; Chordata; Lepidosauria; Squamata; Eublepharidae
Gene: SRP72
Product: signal recognition particle 72
Exons: 19
Coding region: 1-2046 (681 amino acids)
Biological process (GO): SRP-dependent cotranslational protein targeting to membrane
Cellular component (GO): signal recognition particle, endoplasmic reticulum targeting
Molecular function (GO): protein binding; 7S RNA binding; ribosome binding
Source: RefSeq, a predicted model, not a curated record